Messenger RNA from Ylistrum balloti, 879 nucleotides. RefSeq lists its product as uncharacterized. Bases 1 to 879 code for a protein of 292 amino acids. The record is from RefSeq and is a predicted model, not a curated record. NCBI's taxonomy places the organism in Eukaryota, Metazoa, Mollusca, Bivalvia, Pectinida, Pectinidae. The transcript has a single exon.
AUGGAUGAAGGACGUCUUGGCAUUGUUCGAAAGCGUGAAAAUAACCAUCGGAAAUACGUUUACAUCGUUAACGACGUCAUCAAAUCAAAAUGGGGUGUCUUAGACGAGCACAUUACAAGAGAAAAGGUACAGCAUUCGUUGGAUUGGGAAAAAUCAACCACAGCAGUGCGACGAAUUCUUAUUCGUCAGAAAUUUCUAAAACAAUGUAUGAAAAUAAGAAGAGACGGAGUGGCAACAAAAGUUAAGGAAAGUAUGCUCGGUUAUUAUGGAGGGAAGUCAAUCCCUGCGUUUACUCGUGACAUCGACCAGCAAAUAGCUGACAAUCAUCCUAGACUUCGAAGAAUGCGAAAAGUCAGGAAACAAAUUCAGGAGAGUAUAGAGACUGGGAAAAUUCUCAAACCUAUUGAAAUGUCGAAAAGAAUGCACAAUUACUUUGAUAAACAUUUCAAAGAGGAGAAAAAAGAACCAAAGAAACAACAAAAAGACGAAGAGCAGGACGAUGAUAGGCAGAGAAAGGACAUUUUUAGUAAACAUAGAGGAGCCCUACCUCCAAUUCGAGGAUUAGUUAAUCCUUUUUACAAGUUUGUGCGAGAGGAAGAAGAAAACACUAGUAAAAGUAAUGAUGAAAACAAUGGCCAGCACACGUUUGACCAAUUGGUCGUGGAAAGGGAUAAAGAAAAACAAGAUAAGGGAUUGAAUAAACAUUCACUGCUGCCAAAAAUUAAGGAAGGAACCACAGAAACAACAACUUCUAGAACUGACAGUCCUAAUAAAUCAACACCACUCCCUCAAUCGUUGCGACUAGAGAAGAAGGGUUCUCUCAUCCUUCCUCCGAUUUCUAUGACCAAGGAACUUGUAGAAAAGACAACACGUGCUUGA